GGAAGAUGGUUGCGCAAUAGGACUCACGUUCGCGUAAAAGCUCGCCUGGGCCCGGUGCGUAAUGGUGCGCGUCACCGGCAAUUCCACUGACGCGCGGGGGGGGCAGCCCACCGGGCGGGGCCACACGGUAAACAAGCACUUCUCCCCAAACUUCUGUAGGCAGAUUGUGUAGCGCCGCAUGACACGAUGCGUCUCUUAAUGAGACACUAGAGGCCCGGGUCCAAAUGUGAUGGCCACACCUAUGACGAGGUGGCUCAUUCCCGUGCUGGUGUACACUUUGUCACUUCGAUGUUCUGCAACAGAUCACCUAUCUCCCCCAUCUCGUCCAGAGUGCCAUAUACCAUGUGAUGACAACCUCUGCUCAGUAAUAGAGUGCACUUGGAAUCCAAGACCGGACCCGAAGAGUCCAAUAAAUUACUGUCUUUACUGGGGGCCAACAAACAGCGAGGAUGGAAACACGACCUGGGGCACCAGUUCAGAUGGGAUUAUCCGUCGUCAAGACUUUAACAGCCACGAAGAUCUCCGUGUAUGGGUCCGGGCUUGUGACCAGCAUGAUUGUGUGAAGUCUCAAGAAGUUGUCUUCAACACAGAAUAUAUCAUCAAGGCGCCACCACCAACUUUCUCAUCAAGCAGCCAGGAUCCAUUAGAGAUUUACUGGAGCACGAUUUGUGACAAGCUGCACCUGACUGCUGGAACUUGUGAAGUUCGAUAUCGAACUGAGGAAUACCAAGAGUGGUUUGGGAAUAGGGAUAUAUUUUCUGGCAGCUUUGCAGUGUUGAACCCUCAGCCUGGCACGAUCUAUGAAUUUCAAGUCCGCUGUGCAUGUGGCUUUAGCCUCGAGAGUAACUGGAGUGUGAGCCUUAGAAUAAAAACUGCAGAGUCUGCCCCAGUUGGAGAGGUGGAUGUAUGGAGAGACUGCAGCUCGUCCCAAUCGGGCUACAACUGUUUUCUUACCUGGAAAGAACUUUCCCUUUCUCAGGCACGAGGACUCAUUUUGGGAUAUGUGGUGAGAAUUUUUUACAAUAACGGCACCAUGAGGAUGGUGAACGUAUCAGCGGUGGAACCGAGGAGCCUCCUGGUGUUUGAUGAGACGAUGUGGCGCCUCACUUAUUCUCUGAUGGAUGUGUCAUCAGUCAGUGUCUCAGCCUACAAUGCUUUAGGUUCCACGGAUGCGUCUCAUCUAGCUCUGCGAGCACCUGGCAAAAAAGGAAAUAAUCUUAAACUUCAUCUGGAGAUGCAAGAGGAGAACCUCACUGUGUCCUGGGUCCGGCCCUCUCCGUUAUCCGCCAGUCUGAAACAGUACGUGGUGGAGUACAAAGCGUGUCCGUCCGGACAAGGGUUUGACUGGAUUAAAGUGGACAAAAGCCAGACAACAGUAUUUUUACAAGGUACAUUUAAGAAAUACACAUCAUACCAAGUCUCAUUGUUUGCGCUGUCAGAAAACAAUGAAGUCCAUCGGCUAUCAACAUCAGUCGGAUAUUCCGUUCAAGGGGUUCCCUCUGUGGUGCCGUCAUUUAAGGUAUUGUCUGUUGCUGCCAAAGAAGCCACUCUGAUCUGGGAGCCUGUUCCCUGCUCAAAGCAGAACGGGGUGAUCUUAUACUACCAAAUCGGAGUAGACUCGCAAAAAGUGUACAAUAUCAGCGUAACCCCAGAAAUGGGAGACAAUACUUUCAAGUUGCCAGACCUAAAUCCAGAUCAGAACUACGAGGUGUGGAUAAGGGCUGUGACUGCAGCAGGGCCUGGUGCAAAUGUGACCACCAGGAUCAAAACAAUGCACCAACAACAAUUUGGACGGUUCGCUCCAGUUUUGGUAGUAUCUGCUUUAAUAGUUAUUCUGCUUAUUGUAAAAAGUGUUUGCAAAGCAGAGAGCAAAGUGCGCUCACUCUUGCCUCAGUGUCUUUAUGUGAAAGUCCCAGAUCCCAGCAACAGCCACAUCUUCAAACAGAUGAAGCACCAGAUGAAUGAGCCCAUGGCUGGGAUAUGCAGUUCUGUUCUCGAGCCUCAUCCCAAGAUAUCUCUGUUGGAAGUUGUUGAAACCAAAUCCAAGGUUUUUGAACCGAACGGGCAAACCAGGCUACUCAUGCAAGAUGAGUGUUCGUGGAUGGACGGCCAAGAGGAUCAGACAGCGGAUCAUGCCGCAGAGAAUGACAGGACGGAUCAAAGAUAUGGAAGAAAGGACUACAGCAAAAUGGUUGAUUCAGAUGAGGAGAGGGUUGAUUGUUGGAGCUCAUCAGAGGAAGAGCAGUCUACAUCGGGCUAUGAGAAACACUUCAUGCCCACACCUUUAGAAAUACUGGCAGACUGAUAGUUUCUUCACACAGGAAGGAUGGUUGAAAUCCUGUUUUGUUGUUUUUUACCUGUAAAUUUGAAAGAUGUCAGUGUGCACUGUUUUUCUGAUUUUCAGGACCCUGUAACGCACAUCUAAGUACAGACUGAGGAUCUGACGGACUGAAUGAAAGUCAGCGCGUUUGUUUCUAAUUUUGACCUCCAACUUUUACCCAUUUGAUGUUUUAUCAACUUGUAAUGUUCUCUUUGAAAUGCAUAUCUCAUUGUGCAUGUUUCAAGUCAGUCUAACUAGGAAAUGGAAACCAAGAGGUUUCAUUACAGGUCCAAAAUAUUUCAAAUGCAAAAUAGUGCAAUAAUAUAAGGUCUGCAAAAUAAUGUGAUAUCAAAAUGGCAAUCUCAAUUUAUGAUGAUAUCUAUAUGUAUAUCAGGAGGUAAAAUUAAACAGCGUCUGCGCUGUGAAAGGAAUUAAAUGAAACCAGAGAACUCUGAAUGAAUUGGUGGACUUCAGAUAACCUUCUUUGAGAAUGUUUCCAUGGAUGUUCAGCUAUGAAGCUACUGAUUUAAAAAAAAGUUGAAUUACUUUAAUGUAAAUGAUAUGCUAUAGAUGUAAUUAAAGACUUUUUGCUCAAUUUUUUAUAUUUUGAAUAAAUAAAAAAUUUCACUUGACACAUAGACCA
Menidia menidia (Atlantic silverside) is the source of this 2963-nucleotide messenger RNA. NCBI's taxonomy places the organism in Eukaryota, Metazoa, Chordata, Actinopteri, Atheriniformes, Atherinopsidae. The record is from the annotation of a GenBank genome assembly.